UUAACGUUCGCUUAACGUACAAUAAUAGACCGUUGCAGUCUGCAAUUGAAAGAAUCUAGACAAAGAAAUAAAAGAGUCCAAGGGUAAAAACGUAACAAACGCAUACGUUAGGGAGAAAAUUGAAAUAAAUUAGGAGUUUAAGUAGGGCUAUUCAGAAACUUUUUAAGAUAUUACGGUAAAAACGUAAUAAAACAUAAAGAUCAGGGGCUUCCGACAAAAAUCUCUCGAUCCACUUACACUUCCACAAUGUCCGUUCGAAAAUAUGACCGUUGAAAGUAAUUAAAUUUUAAGAAAAUAAAAACAAAAUAACUUCUCUCUUCUUCUUCUUCAAUCUCUCUGUUCUUCCCAAAAAUAAAAACUUUCCUCAGUAAAAAAAAAACGAGACAGAGAGAGAGAAAUGGGUUGUGUUUCUUCGAAACUAGGAAAGAAGAAACUCAUAAGAGAGAUUAGAGUCAACAAUGGCGGCGAUCACAUUGUCUCACUUACUUCAACUACUUAUGGUCAUCUUGAUCUCGAUGAACGAGCAGAGACUUCUCCUAAGUCACUGGAAGUUACUAAAGGAGAGGUCUUUGAGUCUGAAAUCAAAGCAAGAAGAUCAAUACAGAGAGAUGAUCCGGAGAUUAUCAAUACAUGGGAGCUUAUGGAAGAUCUUGAAGAUUCAAUGCACGUUUCUAAUCCACAGAAGAUUAGUCCCAAAUCUCGUGGUAUUUUUGGUAAAUCAUGGAAGACUCCGGUGAAAUCGGUUGUUGAAUCUCCGAAGAGAGGAAGUAGUAAGAGAUUUGGAGGGAAAGAGAACAGAGGAGGUAAUAACUCGAGAGGUGUGAGUCCGAAUCAGAUUCUGAAGCCUAAGAACAUUCUUGAAACUCCGAAGAGAGGAGUGAUGCGUUUGAGUUUUCCUUUGAAAUCUGAAGAACCUUCGGUGGUGAUUACGCAGAGGAGGAAGAGUUAUAGUCCAAUGUUUGAUCCAGAUCUUGUGGCUUCUUACGAGAGAGAGUUGUCUCAAGAGCAAGAACAGAUCAAGAUGGUGAUUUCUCCGGUGGUGCAUGAGAGCAGAAAAACAGAGAAAACCCGAGAAUCGGAGAGAAUCCUUGAGAAGUUCCCUGAGAAAUGUCCACCAGGAGGAGAGAACUCUGUGGUUAUCUACAUAACGACUCUUAGAGGGAUAAGGAAGACGUUUGAGGAUUGCAAUGUGGUAAGAUCGAUAUUAGAUUCACACGAAGUUCGAUUCUCGGAGAGGGAUGUGUCGAUGCACUCGGUUUUUAAGGAAGAGAUCAGGGGCAUUAUGGGAACGAAACAUGUGAAGAUACCGGCGGUAUUCGUUAAAGGGAGGAUGUUAGGAAGUGUUGAGGAAGUUAUGAAGUUAGAGGAAGAGGGCAAAUUGGGGAUUUUACUUGAAGGUAUUCCCGCGGCGAGGCUAGGAGGCAGUUGCUGCCGUGGAUGUGGAGGAAUGAGAUUUGUGAUGUGUGUGGUUUGCGAUGGAAGCUGCAAGGUUAGGGGAGAAGACAAGAAGAGUAUGGUUAAGUGUUUGGAGUGUAAUGAGAAUGGUUUGGUUCUAUGUCCAAUUUGUUCUUGAAAAGGAAAAUUAUCUUUAUCUUUGUUCUGUUUUGCCCUAAUUUUAUUGGUUAAAUUGGGGAAAACUGGAAGAGUUUCUAAAGAUGUGUUUAGGGCUCUUGGUGUGUUACAGUUUAAUGGAGUUUGUUUCUGAUGUUUGUAAACCUUUUCAUUUUAUUAAGAUUCAAUUCAAUUCA
Arabidopsis lyrata subsp. lyrata is the source of this 1748-nucleotide messenger RNA. RefSeq lists its product as uncharacterized. The record is from RefSeq and is a predicted model, not a curated record. The coding region runs from base 398 to 1573 and encodes 391 amino acids. Lineage: Eukaryota; Viridiplantae; Streptophyta; Magnoliopsida; Brassicales; Brassicaceae. The transcript has a single exon.